Homalodisca vitripennis (glassy-winged sharpshooter) is the source of this 5357-nucleotide messenger RNA. RefSeq names its product NACHT and WD repeat domain-containing protein 2. Gene Ontology annotation, molecular function: protein binding. The transcript is spliced from 31 exons. NCBI's taxonomy places the organism in Eukaryota, Metazoa, Arthropoda, Insecta, Hemiptera, Cicadellidae. The coding region runs from base 1 to 5166 and encodes 1721 amino acids. The record is from RefSeq and is a predicted model, not a curated record.
AUGGACGACCGUACAGUAGACCUGAUCUUCUCGGGCUCCCUCGAGAGCCUUCCGCCUGUCAGCUCCAAGAUCGUCCGUAUCUUCACCAGUUCCACAUUUACUGAUACGACGAUGGAAAGGAACACUCUCAUGGCUCAAUGUUACCCUAAACUGAAGGACUAUUGCCGAGAAAAACACGGACUAGAGUUUCAGGUGGUAGACAUGAGGUGGGGAGUGAGGGAUGAAGCCACUGAUGAUCACAUGACCACCGAGCUCUGCAUGCGCGAGAUCAAGAACUGCCAGCGCCUGUCGAUGGGGCCCAACUUCGUGGUGUUCCUCGGCCAGAAGUACGGCUACAGACCCAUCCCCACGUACAUCUUGUCCUCCGAGCUGCAGAUGCUGCGGGAUGAUCUGGCAGCUGGGGGGACUGACGUCACACUCCUGGAUACCUGGUACCGCAAGGACAGCAAUGCCGUGCCACCGAUAUCUGUUCUCCAACCGAUCUCUUCCAUCUUGAUCAAUUUCAACAAUAAGCGGAUCCCAAAACUUCAGCAGCAUGACCAAGCAGUUUGGUGGGACACUCUUGGGAAAAUGCAGAAACUGUUCAGGAAGGCUGCGCUUAGUUGUUAUAACAGUGGGAAACUUAGCAAAGACUUGAUGCACAACUACUACAUGUCAGUGACUGAAAGAGAGGUGAUCAACGGUGUGCUGAAUGUGAAAAAUACAAAAAACCACUGUCUCGCUUAUGUACGGUGGAUCAACAACAUCAACCUUCAGAACCUCAAGAAGGCGUCACUAUUCCUUGACAUUCUCAACAGAAGUCUGGAUACAGAGGCUUCCAAACUGCUCGCUAAUCUCAGGGAUGAGAGGCUCGUAGCCAAAAUUGAGCAAAGCAAUUAUCAAAGGUACACAGUAGAAUGGAUUGGCAGAGAGGGGCUUGAUACAGAAACUCAUGAAGAAUACCUGAACCACUUCAUUACACAUUUCUACAAGAACAUCACCAAACUCGUGGAUAGAGCAAUGAGGAAGGAGGAUUCCAGUGCUCAAGGACAAAUUGUCACUGAAAUUUUACAACACCUUCAUGCGUGUAACAAUUCUGUACAGGUAUUUUAUGGAAGGGAAGAGGAAUUAGUAAAAAUACAUCAAUACAUGACAGGAGAUUCGGAGAAGCCAAUUGUACUGUACGGAGAGGGUGGAUGUGGGAAAACUUCUCUUCUGGCCAAGUCUGCUGGACUGACAUCAUCUGAGUGGUUUGCUGGAGCGCGGCCCAUCAGUAUCAUCCGGUUCCUGGGCACGACACCAGAUAGCAGUGCUCUCACCCCUACACUCAUCUCUAUCUGUCAGCAGAUAUCAUACAACUACAUGCUACCAUUUGAAGACAUCCCAGAUGAUCUAGUGCCUCUGACAGCACAUUUCAAGCAGCUCCUGACGAACGCCAGUAAGGAACAGCCCCUGAUUGUGUUCCUGGACUCGGUAGAUCAGCUGACAGGAGCUCAGGACAACAAUAAGGUGUCCUGGAUUCCCACCAGGCUUCCACCUCACUGCAAGCUGAUGGUGUCUUGCGCUGCGGAGGCUGACAAUCCAGAGGUCUCUAGAGAUUAUCAUGUCUUAAGGAGAAUGAUUGAUGUCGAGGAACAGUUUAUUGAAGUUACUGAUCUCGGAGAAGAACUCGCUAUGAAUGUCAUCAAAAUGUGGAUGAAGACUGCUUGUAGAGACUUGACAAACUACCAGUUCAGGCUUGUAGCCAAUGCUAUAGGUCAGUGCUCUCUACCAAUAUUUGUAAAACUGGUGUUUGCGGAAAUUUGUCGCUGGAGGAGCUACACCAAGCCUCAAGACACUCUCCUUGCCUCCACUGUCAUGGACUCCAUCAUGAUGCUCUUUGAGCGAAUCGAGAAGCAGCACGGCAGGCUCCUGGUGUUUCACGCUUUGGCUUACAUCACAGCAGCCAAGAGCGGUCUCUCUGAGUCAGAACUGGAAGACUUAAUCUCCCUGGAUGAUCGUGUAUUGGAUGAUGUGUACCAGUAUCACUUGCCACCUGUGCGCCGAAUCCCUCCUCUAUUGUGGACUAGGAUAAGGAACGAUCUCCCCAACUACCUGUCAGAACGAGAGGCAGAUGGUGUCAGUGUUCUCAACUGGUAUCACAGACAAUUCAGAGACACUGCAAAAGAACGUUACUUCAAGAACAUGAAUAUGGCCAUCUACUUUCAUUCAUCAAUAGCAGACUACUACCUGGGGAUAUGGGGUGGAGGGAAUCCCAAACCCUUCAAAUAUACUGAGAUCCAAAGACACAGAUUCAAUCUUACAGAUAAAGAGGGGUCAGCAGAUAGAAAGGUUCCAAUUCAACCCCUUGUAUUUUAUUCUAAAGAUGGGAAAGUUACUCGCUACAACCUUAGAAAGUUCGGGGAGCUGCCGUACCAUCUGGUGAGAGCGCGUAGAUUCCAAGACUUGUACGAGAAUGUGCUGUUCAACUAUGAGUGGCUCCACGCCAAACUUUCAUCUUGCCCUCUACAAGCAGUGCUUAGCGACUUCGAAGAUGCUUGCUGCAACAUUGAUGACAGAGAAGCAACAAGGGAUGAUGUGAGGUUACUGCAGAGGGAGCUGAUGCUGGUGGCGGAUGCGCUCAGGCUGGGAGGAGCGAUUCUCAGUGUGUUCCCGGACAUGUUGGCCCCCCAGCUAGUGGGUCGUCUGCUGCCCGAGAUCGGGACCAACCCCAACGUCAAGAUGCUCCUGAAUCAGUGUGACAAGGUCGGGCCAGAUCAUUGCGCCCUCUUGCCCUUCUACCACUGCUUGCACACACCUGGAGGCCCUCUUAAGUAUUCUCUGGAAGGUCAUCAGUUUGCAGUGUUUGAUUUCUGCUUGACCGGUGACUUCCGCUACAUUGUGUCCAUCUCCAACAAGUUCAUCACGUGGGAUCUGUCCACCAGUGAUCUGACCCGAGACGUCAAUCCUGGACUUGAGGGUAUCAUGCAACAGCUCUGUCUCAGUCCGGACAACAGAUUCGCUGCCGCUUACACCAACAACAACCAGACAGUUCUUUUAAAUAUGUUAACAAGUGAGUAUGUAAUCCUGGAAAACCCACUUCCUGCAGAGGAAAAUGUUACUGGAGUAUUUCUGUUGAACCAACACCUUUUCAUCCAUGGUACUGCCAACUGGUGCAGAUUCAGCAUGAGAGGAGUGCUGGAAUCUAGAUUUACGUCACCAGUGAAUGCAGGCCAGUGGCCUCUGCACUCAAUAGAACUCACAGACCUCGAAGAUUUCCGCUUCCUGUUUUGGAGUGGCUCUCUAGAUGAUGCUUCCAUGCUGAUACACACCACUAGAGGGAAGUGUGAGCUGGAUCCUUUCUAUUUCCACAGUGCCAUGGUAAUGACAAGAGACAAGCAGACAAUGUUCUGCUGCACAGACAAGGGCAAGUUCAGAGUGACAGAGUACAUCGCACCUCAGGGCGCCAACUGCUGGAGUAAAGUUAAACCUCUCCCUUCUGCCUAUAACGAUGAGACUGAGACACUUCUCCAGCUGAAGUUGGACAAGUCAGAGACAGUGCUGCUGGGAACUACUGCCAAUGGCUUCAUUGUCUGGCUGCUGGGAGGAGAGCGUAAGAGUGCUAUCGUACUGCAGCUGCCCCACGGCAUUAGAAACAUCUCCACUCGUAUGUUGCGCUCAAACUCCAUCAUGCUUUCAGCCAAUCGGGACUUUGCUGUUGCUGGAGUUAGGAAGAACAUCUAUGUUUGGAAUUUGAAAGAUGGUGAAUUACUGAAGGUUCUCGAUGCUCACUUCGGUAGAAUCAUAUCUCUUGAAGCUUUGACAAUUGGAAAUUGGAACUCGGUGAUUACGUCGUCAAUAGACCGAACAGUAAAAGUUUGGAACAUUAAUAACAUUUUUGAGCAAGAACAUGUCAUUGACAGGCAUGAGCUGCAAGUUGAAUCUAUCUGUAUCUCACAGUUGACUGGGAUAGCAGUGACAGUGACUCGUGGUUGUGUGGGAGUCUGGGACUUGCAGAUCGGUAGACUCAUGAGUCAACUGGCCGACAGUCCUCUAGGAGCCAUAGUCACUCAUGCACUCAUUACUCCAGAUGGCAAGUUUAUAAUUUCAUCUGAGAGCGGAAACAUACUGAUUUGGAACCGAAUAACCGGACAAGUAAUUUUCAAAGAAGAACAAGCCGGUGUGAGGCAACUGGUUUUUCUGGAGGAGGGAACCAAGUUUCUGGCCAUCUCCAAACCUCCAGUGCCGGUGGGACAAGAAGCUCCAAGCAAAACUACAGCUACUGGGAUUAUGAGGAAUAUUCCAAGUGGAAGUCAAAUAUAUUCUUUUGAAUAUCCUCUAAAGAACAUAACUGGAAUAUCCUUUAAACAAGCAGUGGUGACUUGUGAUGGACAGAACAUUGUCGCUCUGGCAGCUGAUAAAGGGCACCGGGAGACAGUGGUUGUGUUCAAUGCCAAAACUGGGACUCCCGGGUCCAAAAUACCACUCAAAGUAGCAGGUAUUAAGGACGUAGCAUUCAUGGUGGCAAUGCCCAACAAAUCUAACCUGGUAGCACUGGUGGAUGCUGAGAAAGCCACCAUCCUGGACAUCAAAGGCAAGAGAGCGGUGAGGACUGUGCCCAAGUGGGGAGGCUGUUGUACCAGAGACGGCAAGUUCGGACUGUAUGCUCCCUCCAGGGGUGGGCUGGAGUUAGUUGAGCUAAAGAAAGGCAACACUGUGAGAACAUUUAUCCCUAAGGUUGCCGAGGGAGUGUUCACCGUAAUUUGUAUGUUUAACAAAACUGAUGAGUACGUCCUGUACUACCACAGCGGGAAGAAAACACUAAGGGUUUUCAGGACAGCAGAUGCCAAGAUGAUAGCCAACUUCCGAGUGCAAGCAGAGUUGAGUGCAGUGGAAAGUACAGAGGAUGGGAGAGCCAUCGUCCUGGGAACUGUUGAUGGCUGUGUCAGUGCUCUGGCCAUCGCGGACCCAGACAAGCCAGAGAUGAAGGAGUUCCUAGCAGGACUACCUUCACGAGAUGAGCAGUGGAAGAAAAAACUUGAACGACAAAAGGCAUCGAAAAGAUUCAGAGCUGCUGGGUCGAUCGCUAAGCUUUGUAUCCAGAUGUAUGAAAACGUUACAAGCUCCAAUGACAAUGAAGCUGCUGCCGUGUCGAAUGAACCUCAAGAAGACGAGGAAGGAAACACAAUCCCGACUGAAGUCAAUUGAAUGUUCUGUGUUUGGGAAUAAGAAUGUGAUAUUAAAUUUAUGGUGCUUGUACAAGUGAUAGUUUUUAAUACGGGAAUGAUAGAAAACAUGCUUUUAGCAGUUUUAAACUGAAGAUAAUAUUGUAUGAUUAAAUGUUAACUUGGCUGAUUAUUCUAUUGCUGUUAACAAUAUUUAUGUACAAUAAACUGCAA